CCCCCUUUCCCAGUCUCCAGAUGAUGCCUCCCCCUUGUGCUGCAUGCAGACCCUAGUUCUGCACCUCUGCAGAGAAGGGAGGGAGGGGAAGCAGGGCUUUUAUUACACUACAAUGUCUCUUAUUUAUUAGGGGAUCUCCGAUUUGGAUCCAGAAGAUUUCCACAAGUGCUUCCUAUUUUGGAUUUGUAUCAUUAUUUAUUUUUUAUCCCCCCCCCCUCCUCCUCAAAUGGCAUUACUACACCCCAGACACUGGAUUACACUGUUGUAUUAGGAACAUCAUCUGGAUUGCUUUCUGGACUCGAUACCUGGAGGACUAUCGAAGUAUUUGGUUUAAAAAAUGGAGAAUGAUCUAUUCACUCCACUCCUGGAAAAUUUCAUGAGCAGUGCUCUAGUGAGCUGGAUCAAGACUUUUGGAGCUUUGGUCAAAGGAAAUGGGACUCUGCUGGAUGAAUAUGUGGCUUUAGUGGACGGCGUUUUCCUCAAUGAGGUCAUGUUUCAAAUAAACUCCAAAGCAGAUAAUCAAAAAAUUUACAAAAAGAUCAAUAAUGAUGCUUCACUCAGAAUACAAAACCUAUCCGUCCUGGUAAAACAAAUCAAGUCUUACUAUCAGGAAUCCUUACAGCAGUUGGUCAUGAUGACUUUGCCGAAUGUUUUAAUUAUUGGCAAAACUCCAUUUUCUGAGAAAGGUACUGAAGAGAUGAAAAAGAUGCUUCUGCUUUUGUUGGGAUGUGCAGUGCAGUGUGAAAGAAAAGAGGAAUUUAUUGAUAAAAUUCAGGAUUUGGAUUUCGACACUAAGGCGGCUGUGGCGGCUCAUAUCCAGGAGGUUACCCAUAAUCAAGAGAAUGUAUUUGAUCUGCAAUUAUUGGAGCCGGUUGAUCUGUCCCCCGAUGAUCUGGAAUCUCUAUUGAAGAAUACAUUAUUCCACUUAAAGAGGCUAGUAGAUGAACGAGAUGAACAAUCCGAGACAAUUAUCGAGCUGACAGAAGAAAGGGACUCCCUUCACUUCACACCUCUGCAGCCAUCAGCACAUUCUCCCUGUGGAUCCCCGAGCAUGAGGAGGACGGAGAGCAGACAGCACCUAUCAGUGGAGCUCGCAGAAGCCAAGGCGAAAAUAAGGGGGCUGAGGCAGGAGCUGGAAGAAAAGACUGAACAGUUUCUGGAUAGUAAACAAGAGGUCGCACAGCUGGAAGCUGAACUCAAAAGACUGCAGCAAGAGAACAUAAAACUUCUGACUGACGCUAGAUCUGCUCGACUGUAUAGAGAUGAGCUGGAUGCACUCAGGGAAAAGGCGAUCCGAGUUGACAAGCUUGAAAGCGAAGUGAGCCGAUACAAAGAGCGAUUGCAUGACAUUGAGUUUUACAAGGCCAGGGUAGAGGAAUUAAAAGAAGACAAUCAAGUACUUCUGGAAACAAAGAACAUGUUGGAAGACCAACUAGAAGGAGCUCGUUCCCGCUCAGAUAAACUACAUGAGAUGGAGAAAGAGAAUAUACAGAUGAAAGCUAGGUUCCAUGAUUUGGAGAUGGAGCGUGACUUGGACAGGAAGAAGGUUGAGGAGCUAAUGGAGGAAAACAUGUCUUUGGAAAUGGCUCAGAAGCAAAGCAUGGAUGAAUCCCUACAUCUUGGCUGGGAACUGGAGCAGCUAUCCAAAACCAGUGAUCUUCCAGAAACACCUCAGAAAUCUCUGGGGCAUGAAGUAAAUGAGCUGACCUCCAGUCGCCUGCUGAAGCUAGAGAUGGAGAACCAAACAUUGUUGACUACUGUAGAGGAGUUGAAGAAUGCUAUGGGUCCAACAGAAGGUGCUAAUGCCAAAAUUCUGAAAAUUGAAAAAGAAAACCAAAGACUAUGCAAAAAGCUUGAGAAAAUAGAAGCUGAAUUAAAUCACGAGAGGCAAACCAUCGAGAGCAGCCAACAUCUAAGCAAUGACCUCAUGAAAGAGAAGUCACAGCUGGAGAAGAUCAUUGAGACACUGCGUGAGAACUCGGAGAGACAGAUCAAAGGGCUAGAACAAGAAAAUGAGCAUUUAAACCAAACCAUUGCUUCGUUAAGACAACGCUCACAGAUUGGGGCUGAAGCUAGAAUGAAGGACAUUGAAAAAGAAAAUAAGAUUCUUCAUGAGUCCAUUAAGGAAACAAGCAGUAAAUUAAACAAGAUGGAAUUUGAAAAGAAGAAGUUGAAAAAGGAGCUUGAACACUUCAGAGAAAAAGGCGACAGAGCAGAAGAAUUAGAAAAGGAGCUCAACAGAAUAGAGAAAGAAAAUGAACAUUUACAAAAGAAAAUAACCAGUUUAAACAUUGUCUGCGAAAAGACAGAAUCCCUAGAACAAGAAAAUGUAGGUUUAGAAAUUGAAAACCGAAAGCUGAAGAAAACGUUGGAUAGCCUCAAAAACCUAAAAUAUCAGAUGGAAUCAUUAGAGAAGGAGAACAACCAACUUGAGGAGGAGAACUUGGGCCUACGGAGAAUGGUGGAGUCACUCAAAAGCACAAACAUUAAGGUGGCUCAGUUGGAGCUAGAGAACAAGGAACUUGAAAGUGAGAAGGAACAACUGAGGAAAGGUAUGGACCUUAUGAAAUCAUCUUGCAAAAAGAUUGAACAUUUAGAAGUCAGCUACCAAGGACUGGACACAGAAAACCAAAGAUUACAGAAGGCUCUGGAAAACAGCAAUAAAAAAAUUCAACAGCUCGAAAAUGAACUACAAGACCUGGAGACAGAAAACCAAACAUUGCAGAAGAACUUGGAAGAGCUAAAGAUAUCGAGUAAGAGACUGGAACAGCUAGAAAAGGAAAAUAAGCUGUUGGAGCAAGAGACCUGCCAGCUAGAAAAGGACAAAAAACAACUAGAGAAGGAAAAUAAAAGGUUACGUCAACAAGCUGAGAUUAAAGACAUCACACUGGAGGAGGACAAUGUAAAGAUCUCAAAUUUAGAGAGAGAAAAUAAGUUACUUUCCAAGGAAGCAAGUACAUUUAAAGAGUCAUGUGCUAGGCUGAAAGAACUGGAAAAAGACAAUAAGGAGCUUGUGAAAAGAGCGACCAUUGAUAAGAAAACACUAAUAACACUAAGAGAGGAUUUGGUGAACGAGAAGUUGAAGACGCAGCAAAAUAAUAAUGAACUGGAAAAACUAACCCAUGAACUGGAAAAGAUUGGACUGAAUAAGGAUCGACUGUUACAUGAUGAGCAGACAAGUGAUGAUAGCAGGUACAAGCUCUUGGAAUCAAAAAUAGAAUCAACGUUAAAGAAGUCACUUGAAAUUAAAGAAGAAAAAAUUGCUUCUCUUGAGGCUCGGUUAGGAGAGUCUGCUAAUUUUAAUCAACAGCUUCGCCAGGAAUUGAAAACUGUGAAAAAAAAUUAUGAAGCCCUCAAACAGAGGCAAGAAGAAGAGAGGUUGGCACAGAGCUCUCCUCCGAGGCCUGGGGAUGACACUGUGCCUGUGAAUAAAUGGGAGAGGGAGAGUCAGGAGACCACCAAGGAGCUGCUGAAGCUCAAGGAUCGAUUGAUAGAAAUUGAGAGAAACAAUGCUACACUGCAGGCAGAGAAGCAAGCCCUAAAAACUCAACUGAAACAACUGGAAACACAGAAUGAUAAUUUGCAAGCACAAAUCAUGGCUCUUCAGAAACAAACAAUUUCACUGCAAGAGCAGAACACAAACCUACAGACUCAGAAUGCCAAGCUUCAGGUGGAAAACUCUACAUUGAACUCACAGAGCACCUCACUUAUGAACCAAAAUUCCCAGCUCCUGCUCCAGCAGUCAAGCUUAGAAAGUGAGAAUGAAUCUCUAGUGAAAGAACGAGAAGAACUGAAAUCCAUGUAUGAUUUAUUGGUAAAGGAUCAUGAGAAAUUGGCUCAGGUUCAUGAACGCCAAGCAGCGGAAUAUGAAUCUCUUAUUUCUAAACAUGGAACCCUGAAGUCUGCUCAUAAAAACCUCGAGGUGGAACACAAAGAUCUCGAAGACAGAUACAAUCAGUUGCUCAAACAAAAAGUGCAUUUAGAAGACCUGGAAAAAGCUCUAAAAGAGGAGCAAGCCAAAAUGUUGCAGGAGAACAAGGAGCGGGAGAUGUUAUCUUCAGAUUAUCAACGACUUACCGAAGAGCAUCAGAGGCUUAAUCACACAUAUAGACAGCUAUUACGUGAAAAUGAAAGUCUUCAAAGUGACCAUAAAAACCAGAAAACCAUGUUAAACAGCGGAAAACUGGAACAGACAAGAUUAGAAGCUGAGUUCUCAAAACUAAAAGAGAAAUAUCAGAAGUCGGAUAUCACAGUCACUAAUCUGACCAACCAGUGUGAGCUCUUACGCCAAGUGAAAGGAAAUUUGGAAGAGGAGAACAGACAUUUGAUGGGCCAGAACCAAAUAUUAGCAUUACAGAACAAGACUUUACUGGAUCAGAAUAUGGAAAGCAAAGAUUUUUAUCAAGGGGAACAAAGGCAGUAUAUGGAUAAAAUUAAUGAGCUCAGACGGCAGAAAGAAAAACUGGAAGAAAAGAUCAUGGAUCAGUACAAAUUCUAUGAACCUUCUCCUCCAAGGCGGAGAGGUAAUUGGAUAACCCUAAAGAUGAGGAAGCUUAUCAAGUCUAAGAAGGAUGUAAACCGUGACCAUCUGAGAUCUCUCACUCUCCCAAAUUCUCGUUCUGAGUCUGGUGAAGGAUUCUUACAACUACCCCCACAGGAUAGCCAGGACAGCUCCUCUAUAGGCUCCAAUUCUCUGGAGGACGGGCACCCACUCGGAGCCAAAAAGAGCAGCACACUGAAAAGACUGCCCUUUAUGAGGAACAGACCGAAGGAUAAGGACAAAAUGAAGGCCCUCUACCGUCGCUCUGUGUCCAUGAAUGACCUGGUCCAGUCCAUGGUCCUGGCAGGUGGACAGUGGACAGGUAGUGCUGAAAAUCUGGAGGGUCCUGAUGAAAUUCCUACAGGGAAAAGGAGGCAAGAUUUGGGAACUAUGGCCUUCUCCACAACAGCAAUCAACUUUUCAGCAGCCAACCAGUCAACGGGAUUCAGAACCAAGCAGAUACUAAUAAGUAAAGAUGGUGCAUCCUAUGAGGAUGUCAGUGGUCAAGGUGUCAGUGAUGAUUCUUACACCACAACUUCAGCUCUAGCUCCCAGGCCAGCCAGUCUUGAUAGUGGCAGGACAUCCUAUAGUAAUAGUAAUAAUAAUGCUUCACUUCAUGAAGGGACAGGUCCAGUGACCAGUCAGAAUAGGUCUCAAAGUCACAGUAGUGGGGAUUUCUACCAGCAGCAUGAUAACGAAGUAUGGUCCAACAACAGUAGCCCAGUCCAAUAUUAUGGUAAUCGCUUGAAAAAGAGUGCAGCAUCCAGCCCCAUGCUUAGACUCAAAUCCUGUGAUGGAAUGGAAAGCUUAGCACAGUCUAAGAAGAGGCUUGGAUCACCGGGAAGUGAGAUGGUGUCUCUCAAGCAGUUUUUAGAAGAAAGCAACAAGUUGUCAGUGAGCCAGAUUCGGUCCGGCAGCCAAGAAGAUCUACUGGAUGAAGUCAUAAAAAGCUUAUCUAGCUCUGCUGAAUUAUUACAGUCCCCAUCUCGGCUUUCUCCUGCCCUAUCACUGGGCGACAGAAAGACUGCAAAACCCGAACACGUUGUGCGGUCCAGCUCUCACAAAGCUGGGGAACAUACAAGAUUUCCAUUCCCUACAGUGAUCAACGCGUCUUCAGAUGUAGACUCUGCUGUAGGUCAAGGGACUGUGAGCCAACAGCAGCAGACAAACGAUUCCAAGCAGUAUGCCACCUUACCUCGUGCAAGCAGUGUCAUUUCGACUGCUGAAGGUACCAAUCGAAGGACAAGCAUUCAUGAUUUUUUAUCCAAAGACAGUAGGUCACCUGUAUCAGUUGAUCCAUCACCUACAAGCGAAGAAGCCCCAUCAUUAUUGAAUGUGGAGGCAGCACCAGAAAUCAGACUUUCAAAAAGCAGGUCUAGGGAGCAACAAAUCCCUUAAUUUAGUGACCUUGUUCAAGUGAUAUCCCAAUUGAGCGAAAAGUGUCCUUCAGUUUGUCAUUGCGAAGUUCAUUCCUGAAGUAACAAGACCAUCCAUCAUGGAAAUUCUAGAAUCAGAGAACUUAGUUGCAAGCAUCCAGCAGUAGAGCUGGAGAUGACUGACACAUCCCUUCCUUGAAUCAAGGAGUUUUGUUGGAGUGAAAUGAAAAAAUAAAUAAAAAAUCCCACAAUUCCUAGAGGAGUAAUAAGAAAUUUCUGCACUUUGCACUGUGGUAACGUUCUACUGUCCGGCUCAGGAUGGAGCUGCGAGCACUCAUGGAAGUGAACUGUACUUGUGAAUGAACCCAAUGUCUUCUGCGCCUUGAGUCAUGCCAACGCACAAACAUUCAGCACCAAUUCCUGUUUUACUGCGGAAAGAACACGGAGCUUCUUUUUUUAUUUCUUGCGAAAUCCAAGCCUCCUGACUCCAUCACCGCUUCAUGUGAUUCUCAUUUAUUGCAUGGCAAAGCAUCUUCUGAGCAUCCUACAGUGUGGCUGAUGUGCCCUGUACACUACCGCCACAGAUGCACCCACGCUUUCAGAUACUCAGCACCUUUUUUUUUUAAGGCUGUAGCCUACCCACCUAUAUUUGGGUACUAUGCUAAUAAUAUUGUGGAACCUUUUUAAUACCGACCUCUAUAAAUGAGGGCUGCCAUACGGUGCCAUGGUUUUGGCGCACAUUGCCUGGUAGUAUGAGUAUCAAGCGCUUUUAAGUACUGCGUCAUGAGAUAGUAUUGUGUUUUUAUUCUUGUAGUUCUUUGGACUUAGUUGGUGGACAGUGUUACUGCACUGAAAACUGAGGAUGAUCAAACGGAUUAUAAUGUAUGUUUGUCUGACAACCCUUUUUCCUACUUGCAUAAUCAGUUGAACAUGAAUCGUCUGGGCAGAUAUCAGUUUUGGGGUCUUUAUUUAAAAUAUAUAUUGCCAAUGCCACAUUUUAAUCUGAUGACUUUUUGCUGUAAGCGGUUUGCCAUUGGUGGGUCCCUUGUCAGAGAAGAGGUUAAAGGUAAGCGUGAUUAGAAUUUUGGAUAUAUGUGGAGCUUUUCAGUUCCUUUUUUUUUUUUUUGGUGGCAACCAUGAACCUUCCCCUUCCUAAUUUAAACUAUUGUCUUAAUUAUUUUCUCUUGUAUUUAACUAUUAUUCUUUUAUGCAACACAUUAAUAACGUUUAACACACCUGGGAUGUUUCAGUUUUUUCUCGUUCUGUGUUAUUAAACCAUUUUCUUAUAUAUUGUAUUUGUAUGUUAUUUUGUUGGAUUAUGACUGUUUUUUGAUGUUUUGUGUUCAGUGGCAAAAUGGUUACCGAUAGCUCUCUAAGGUACAA
This is a messenger RNA of Bufo gargarizans (Asiatic toad), 7299 nucleotides long. It is a transcript of the gene CCDC88A, whose product is annotated as coiled-coil domain containing 88A. The record is from RefSeq and is a predicted model, not a curated record. Gene Ontology annotation, molecular function: microtubule binding; dynein light intermediate chain binding. Gene Ontology annotation, biological process: cytoskeleton-dependent intracellular transport; cytoplasmic microtubule organization. NCBI's taxonomy places the organism in Eukaryota, Metazoa, Chordata, Amphibia, Anura, Bufonidae. The coding region runs from base 338 to 5938 and encodes 1866 amino acids. Gene Ontology annotation, cellular component: cytoplasm; centrosome. The transcript has 33 exons.